UGUUACGCUUUUAAUGAGUAUUUUUUGUAUUUUUUGUAUUAAUAAUUACAAAUUGUUCAAACGUUAAAACAUUAUAAUCUUGCAAAUUUAAAAUAUUUAUUGCCUCAGGCAACUAUACAUAUUAUAACGAUGCCAUCGACAGAAUUACGAAGUUCAUCAACAGGAAAGAAAAUUGAAAGCAAAAUGAAGCUUUAUAACAAUAUGCAUUGGUAUGAACAGGAAUUAUCAAAAACUAUUACUAAACUCAGCUUAACUUAUUUCGAAGUUAACCAAGAAAUAUUGAACAAUUUGAGCAACUAUCUGAAAAUGGAAGAAUGUCUUGUUCAUGAACUAGUACUUGAUAGAAUUAAUCUGUCAAAUUUAAAUUAUUUAUGCUGUUUAACACCAGAUAUCAAAGUGAAAAAAUUAUGGUUGAGAUUUUGUCAACUUAAAGAUAAAGGAGUUAACUAUCUUUUGGAUAUUUUGGAUGAAACAAGUGGAAAAACACAAUUGAAUUCAUUGUACUUAGAUUGCAAUGGUAUAACAUGUGAAGGAGCAAAAAAAAUAGCACAGAUUUUAAGAACAAACAGAACAUUAAAAUCACUUUCCUUGGCUAGAAAUUUGAUUAAGGAUGAAGGUGCAUUUGCUUUAAUGAGUGUUUUGUCAAAAUUUCAACUCAAUAGUGAUGAAAUUGAUUGGAAAUCUACGCAAGAACAAAAAAGCAAUAGGAUUUUAGAAUAUUUGAUGGAUAUUCUAGCUCAAAAAUUAAAAGAAAAAAAUAGUCCAUCAAAUGAUAGUAUUAACUGUGCUGGGUUAACAUCAAUUGAAUUGGCUAGUCUCAAACAAAGAGCUGAAAAUAUGAUUUUUCCACACACACACCCAUAUUUAACAGGUCAAUUAUUAAAAAGUGAAUUGAAUUAUCAUAGUCCAGGAAAUUUUAAAAUUGAAUACUUAAAUAUUUCAUACAACCGAUUUAGCUCAAACAUUUUAAGUGUCAUAGAGCAAAUAUUUCAUUAUCAACAAAAAGUGUGUAUGGCUAAAGAAGGACUAAGAAAUAUAAAAAUUGAAGGGUUUGAUAAGAAGCAAAUAGAAAGGAUAAACAAACUAAUUGAAGGAAAGCUACGUUUAGAUAACAGGAGUAAAAAAUUUCGCUGAUUGCAUAUAUAUGUCAUGUUAUUACAUUUAAUAAAUCUUAUCUUAAUGGUAUUUAA
Molecule: messenger RNA, 1190 nt
Organism: Aphis gossypii (cotton aphid)
Lineage: Eukaryota; Metazoa; Arthropoda; Insecta; Hemiptera; Aphididae
Product: protein NLRC3-like
Exons: 9
Coding region: 130-1134 (334 amino acids)
Molecular function (GO): protein binding
Source: RefSeq, a predicted model, not a curated record